UGGAAAAUUUUCCUGAAGAAUCCCUCGCUCUCCUUCGUCAUUGCUGUUUUGGGUUAUUCUAUUAUAUAUUCUCCAGUAACAAACAUCGACAAUUUCCCGUCGCGAUGACAUCCCAAAAUCGAAGUGGAAAUACUAAUAAAAACAUUGUUGUUUGGGAUAAUGUUUGGGAUCCUGCAUUGUUGCAUCCUAUUGUACCGAUGACUACUUCAGUUGCCGGUGGCUACGCAGCAGGAGAACAACGGAAGCUCAUUGAUGCUCCUUCAGCGAUUAUCAUAAGAAAAAAUGUGGUAAUUGGUUAUCCAAAUCCUACCAGUUCAUGUCAACGAUCAAAGCAGGAAAAACGAAAACAUAGUACCAUACCGAACAAUGUUUCUGUUGACGAAAUAGUAUUGUCAUCCAAGACUGAUGCGACUGUGAUUGACAUACAAGGAACCAUCCGCAAAUGGCUCCAUCACGCGGGCGAUCGAGCACGUUACCGCCAAAAGAGGAAAAACAACGAAUAUAAAACUUAUUCCUUUAAAUAA
This is a messenger RNA of Venturia canescens, 524 nucleotides long. RefSeq lists its product as uncharacterized. The transcript is spliced from 6 exons. The record is from RefSeq and is a predicted model, not a curated record. The coding region runs from base 105 to 524 and encodes 139 amino acids. Lineage: Eukaryota; Metazoa; Arthropoda; Insecta; Hymenoptera; Ichneumonidae.